Molecule: messenger RNA, 1698 nt
Organism: Penicillium atrosanguineum
Lineage: Eukaryota; Fungi; Ascomycota; Eurotiomycetes; Eurotiales; Aspergillaceae
Product: MDR family MFS transporter
Exons: 3
Coding region: 1-1698 (565 amino acids)
Biological process (GO): transmembrane transport
Molecular function (GO): transmembrane transporter activity
Source: RefSeq, a predicted model, not a curated record
AUGGCGGAACAUCAUCAAGUCGACCAAAAGAAAGAUUUGCCCAUCUAUGGAGCUGGCGACGAGUCUACAUCAGCGACGGACAGAGAGGAUGAGGCUGGGAAUGAGAAGCAGAAUGGGUCGGCGCCUCCCAUUGAAGCGGCCCCGGAGGCGGAUGAGGCACCCGCAGCAGACGAGUAUCCUCACGGUCUAAGUCUAUUCUUUAUUGUGGUGGCUAUCAUGCUCGCCACGUUUAUCAUAUCUCUUGAUCAAACAAUUGUCGGUACCGCAAUCCCAAAAAUCACCGAUCAAUUCCACGGCCUUGACAAAGUAUCAUGGUACGCGUCGGCAUACUUCAUGACCUUCGGUGGCUUCCAGACCUCGAUGGGCAAAGCAUACCGUUAUUUUAGUCUAAAAACAACAUUCCUCGUUUCUCUCUUUAUUUUCGAAGUUGGCAGCCUCAUAUGCGGCGUGGCGCCAAAUGCCAACGCGUUGAUUGCUGGACGAGCGAUUGCGGGCUUGGGCGGUGCAGGUAUGGCGACGGGUGGGUUCACAAUCAUUGCUUUCUCUUCCGAGCCCAAAAGACGACCUCUAUUUACGGGCUUGGUCGGAUCUGCCUAUGGCUUGUCUGCUGUCGCUGGUCCGCUCAUUGGUGGUGCUUUUUCAGACAAGGUUUCCUGGAGGUGGUGCUUCUACAUUAAUCUGCCGGUUGGAGGUCUUGCAGCCGCGAUCAUUUUGAUCUUCUUCCACUCCCCGAAAGGCGCCAAGCCGGUCAAGGCGCCAUUGAAAGAGAAGAUCUUAAAUAUGGACCUUGUUGGCGUGUCUUUGCUCAUGUGCCUCAUCAUAUGUUUCAUCCUCGCCCUCCAGUACGGAGGACAAACUAAACCCUGGAACUCAAGUGAAGUGAUCGGCCUACUCGUCGGCUUUGUCGCUAUCCUCGUCGUCUUGGCAAUCUGGGAAUAUUACCUGGGUGAGCGCGCCAUGCUUGUGGGACGGCUGCUCAAGAAACGUUCUCUUUGGGCUCCUUCAACAUAUAUGUUCUUCUUUGCCGGCGCCUAUUUCAUCCUCCUCUAUUAUCUCCCAACCUACUUCCAAAGCAUUGACAAUACCAGCCCUAUCGGGUCCGGAGUACGGAACUUGCCAAUGGUGAUCACCUUUAGUAUCGCAGCUAUUAUUGCAGGCGGGUUCGUUGAAAAAACCGGCAUUGCGACACCAGUCAUGCUUGUGGGAUCUGCUAUCGCAACGAUUGGAACCGGUUUGAUCUACACAUGGGAUAUCGGCACCCCGGCUGGAAAAUGGAUUGGCUAUCAAAUUCUCGCUGCCUUCGGUUUUGUUAUUCCGUGGCUUGUCCCCAUGAACAUUGCCCAGGCAAAUGCAGACGCCCAAGAUAUGUCAACAGUGACAGCUUAUAUUUUCCUGGCCCAAACUCUCGGGGGAGCUUUCAGCGUCUCGGCCGCCCAGUCAGCCUUCGUGAACACGAUGCUCAAAAAAUUAGCAACAACGGCCCCUGAUGUCAAUCCCGGGGCUUUAAUUGCAACGGGAGCAACACAGAUUCGCGCAGCUUUUCCCGACGACAUAGAUGGUGUUCUUCUUGCGUACAUGGCAGGCCUCAAAGCCACUUUUGCGAUUUCGGUCGGUAUGGUUGGAUUCGCCUGUCUGCUGAGUUUUUUCACUCCCUGGAAUAGACUUCAUGGUUCAAGUGGAGGCGCUGCUUUUGCUUGA